Torulaspora globosa is the source of this 1005-nucleotide messenger RNA. It is a transcript of the gene MRX8, whose product is annotated as translation initiation/elongation factor MRX8. Gene Ontology annotation, molecular function: GTP binding. The transcript has a single exon. Lineage: Eukaryota; Fungi; Ascomycota; Saccharomycetes; Saccharomycetales; Saccharomycetaceae. Gene Ontology annotation, cellular component: mitochondrion. The record is from RefSeq and is a predicted model, not a curated record. The coding region runs from base 1 to 1005 and encodes 334 amino acids.
AUGGAUUACAAACUGCUGCGAAGGCAUUUGCACCAAAGCUUUAUCUGCCGACAAGCCAUAAGCAACAUAAAGAAUAUAGUAGUAGCAACGAAUGCUGCAAUCUCAGGCCUUGCUGAACUGAGAUCAAAAUCUUCAAGGCCUAUACGGCAUAAGACGCAGAGCAGUCCAAACCCUUCUGUGAACUUCAGAGACCUUUAUAAAAAAUACAAUAAUGGCUUUACGGAGCCAGCAGUGGCAGAGCUGAAUUCUGUCAACCACUUCUUCAAUUCAGCGGAUGUCAAGUAUGAAUGGAGUGCUGGCCGGUUCAUGGACGUGCCAGGAGAGAGCUUGAAAGCGAAGUAUAGCCAGCAACUGGAGACAAGGAUUGGCUAUUCUGGGAAGAAAUUCCCGGGCAAGACAUACAUUCCGUUCGAGCUGGUCAAUGGACUACCGGAAGUCGCCUUCUUGGGUAAAUCAAACGCUGGAAAGUCGACCUUGCUCAACAAUCUAACUACGAGCCAGAAAAGGAUCUCCUUGGAAAGCACUGCACGGAGCUCCAGGUGGGCUGGCUUUACAAAGACUUUGAACUCGUUCAACGUUGGAAACGAGCUUAGAAUAGUGGAUACGCCGGGAUAUGGAUUCAACAGCAGCAUUGGUCAGGGAGAUCUAACGAUGCAAUAUUUGAAAGAAAGGAAAGAGCUUGCUAGAACCUUCUUGCUGAUUUCCGCUGAGCAGGGAUUUGGAGAACACGAUCUGCAGAUCGUCGACUUCAUGCGAGAUAAUGGGAUUCCAUUUGAGAUUGUGUUUACCAAGAUGGAUAAGAUAAGGAAUAUCGAGAAGUUCGAACAAUCGAUGGAAAGAGACCGGAAAUUCCUACAGUCGACAAUGGCGCGAAUACUAUUCACCAAUUCAUCAACUUCCAAAAGCUGCAAGAAAAGAUACGGUAUCGAUAUCCUUCGAUAUGUCAUUUUUGAAAGCUGCGGUUUAGAGCCAGGUCUCAAACCGUCGAGGAAGAAGCCUCAGUAG